CAGCCCGCUCGAAGCCCGACCCGUCGAGCGUCGCGCCAGCUCGCGCCCAUGCAGCUCCGCCGGCAACCGCUUCCCGCGCCACGGCCGGGGGACCCGUACCCCGCCGCCCCGCUGCUCGCGCUGCUCCUGCUGCUCGCCCUCCAGGGGGCGGCGGCGGCGCCCGCGGGGUCCGGGGAGCCCGAGGACUCCGGGUGGCGUCAGGACGCGGAGCCCCCGCGCGGGCUCCUGUCGCAGGCGGCGCGCGCGGCGCUCCACUUCUUCAACUUCCGCGCGAGCUCGCCCAGCGCCCUUCGAGUGCUGGCUGAGGUGCAGGAGGGCCGCGCGUGGAUUAAUCAAAAGAAGGAAUAUAAAGUUGACCUGGUGUUUACCACAGAGCUCUACAACCCAGAGGAAGGUAAGGAACAUCUGGGGAAAUGUUCUGCUCGAGUGUUUUUCAGGAACGAGAAACCCAGACCGGCCAUUAAUAUAACGUGUACUCGGCUCAUUGAGAAGAAGACAAGACAAGAAGAAGAUUAUCAGCUCUACAAGUACAUGAAGCAACUUAAAAACCUCUUGGAUGUUGUCAGCAUACCUGAUAGUCAUGGACAUAUUGAUCCCUCUCUGAGACCCAUCUGGGAUUUAGCUUUUCUGGGCAGCUCUUACGUGAUGUGGGAAAAGACAACACAGUUUUUACACUACUACAUGGCACAGCUCAGCAGUGUGAAGCAGUGGAAAACAAAUGAAGAUGCAAUUGAUUUUGAUUAUACUGUUCUACUCCAUGAAUUCUCAACACAGGAAAUGAUUCCCUGUCAUAUUCACGUGGUCUGGUACCCUGGCAAACCACUGAAGGUGAAGUACCACUGUCAAGAGCUACAGACACCAGAAGAAGCCUCUGGAACUGAAGAGGCAUCAGCUGUGGCACCGACAGAGCUUAGUAAUUUCUGAAAAGCAAAAAAGAUCUGUUUAUACCAAAUUCUGAACAAAAUGAUUAUAUUAAAUAGCCUAAAUCAUUAUUCUAGUAAAAUAGCCAAGGUACAAGGCAUUCUAAUAAUUUGGGAAAGCCUGUGAUUACAAGUAAAUACUCAAAAAUUAAAAGAUACUGGGAUUUUUGGUUUUCGAUUGGUUUGGUUUAGUUUUCAACUGUGGGAGCACAUGCAAACUGAACUCUGCUCAGUGCUAAACAGUUACUCUGCAGGUUCCUCAGGGUUUCAGCCCUAAAAUGUAAAACCAAGUCAGUUAGUGUGUGCUGCAGCUGGACCAGUAAGUAUUUUAAAACAUAACAAUAAAAUUGAUGGUCACAUCUAUAAAUCUGCAUUUCUCAAUAUUCUGAACAUAUUGUAGCUAACUAUUCUGUGUUGUUAAAUUGCUUCUACCUAGUAUGUAAAAAAGAUAAUAUAUUUCAAUGAAAGCAAAUUGUAGGGAAAAUAUUACCUGUUUAAAAGGAACUUUACUAUUUUUUAUGAUUUUGAGCAAGUAUUCCUUUUAAAUUUGAUAUCUACUUUUAAAUGUGUUUCUAAAUAAAAUGUGUUACAUGUGUUUGUA
This is a messenger RNA of Aethalodelphis obliquidens (Pacific white-sided dolphin), 1521 nucleotides long. RefSeq names its product retinoic acid receptor responder 1 (gene RARRES1). The transcript has 6 exons. Bases 49 to 924 code for a protein of 291 amino acids. Gene Ontology annotation, molecular function: metalloendopeptidase inhibitor activity. Lineage: Eukaryota; Metazoa; Chordata; Mammalia; Artiodactyla; Delphinidae. The record is from RefSeq and is a predicted model, not a curated record.